Molecule: messenger RNA, 2576 nt
Organism: Amaranthus tricolor (Joseph's coat)
Lineage: Eukaryota; Viridiplantae; Streptophyta; Magnoliopsida; Caryophyllales; Amaranthaceae
Product: cryptochrome-1
Exons: 5
Coding region: 432-2375 (647 amino acids)
Biological process (GO): blue light signaling pathway; entrainment of circadian clock by photoperiod; circadian regulation of gene expression
Cellular component (GO): cytoplasm; nucleus
Molecular function (GO): FAD binding; blue light photoreceptor activity; DNA binding
Source: RefSeq, a predicted model, not a curated record
ACAAAACAACAGUGCAAGUGGUGAGUGAGUCACAGGAUAAGAUAAUGUAAAUAAAAUAAGUACUUUAUUUAACAAUCCUAUUCUAGAUACGAGUAGUAAAAUAAGCUCACAUGCAAGACAAUUACGGUCCCUUCUCAACAUCAUUCAUUAUUUAAUAAAAUACUGAUGAAUAUUUUCCAUUUGGGUAUGACUUUCUACUCACUUUUGUCAUUUACUCAUUCAUAUAGAUCCUGCAUUUCCUUUCUUUGGAUGCGCUCUUAUCUUUCACUGCUUACUCUUUUUUGACUGCUAUUUGUUCCACUUGAUCAUUGAAAGGGUUACUUGAGCUGUCUUCUAAAUAAUCAGCUGGGUGAUUAAUUCGAAGAGACUAUUUGGAGUAACCUACUGAUCUUUAUAAAAAUUUGCAUCAAAAUCCUUGAAUUGUAUUAGAUAUGGGAAGAAACUCUAAGACAAUAGUUUGGUUUAGGAGGGAUUUAAGGAUAGAAGACAAUCCUGCUUUAGCUGCUGCAGCCAGGGAUGGUAGUGUAUUGCCUGUGUUCAUUUGGUGUCCAAAGGAAGAAGGCCAAUUCUUCCCUGGCCGAGUUUCGAGGUGGUGGUUGAAGGAAUCCUUGAUCCAUUUAGAUCAGUCAUUCAGGUCACUUGGAGUCGAACUCGUAUUGAUCAAAGCAGAGAGUACUAUUGAUGCUAUUUUGGAAUGCAUAAAUGCCACUGGAGCCACCAAAGUGGUGUUUAAUCGUCUCUAUGAUCCUGUUUCACUUGUUCGGGAUCAUAAUGUCAAACAAAAACUUGGUGAGCUCGACAUUGCUGUCCAUAGCUACAAUGGAGAUUUGUUGUAUGAACCGUGGGAGGUUUAUGAUGAGAAGGGACAUGCUUUUACAACUUUUGCUCCUUUCUGGGAGAAGUGCUUGAGCAUGCAACUCGAUCCCGCUUCACUACCUACCCCUUGGCGCCUUUUUCCAGCAACAGGUUCUAUCAAGAAAUUUUCAAUUGAGGAAUUGGGUCUUGAGGAUGUAUCAGAAAAAUCAAGCAAUGCGUUGCUAGGAAGAGCUUGGUCCCCAGGCUGGAUGAAUGCUAAUAAGGCUCUUACGGAGUUUGUCGAGCAACAUCUGCUCGACUAUUCCAAAAAUAGGGUAAAGGUUGCAGGCAAUUCAACAUCACUAUUAUCCCCUUAUCUUCAUUUCGGGGAAUUGAGCGUGAGAAAAGUUUUUCAUUGUGUGCAAAUGAAGCAGAUGGUAUGGGCAAAUGAAGGGAAUAUGUGUGGUUUGGAAAGUGUAAAUAAGUUCUUGAGGGCGAUUGGAUUUAGAGAAUAUUCUCGAUACCUUUGCUUUAACUUUCCAUUCACCCAUGAAAGAUCCUUACUAAACAAUUUAAAGUACUUCCCUUGGAAUUCGGACCAAGCACUUUUCAAGGCUUGGCGACAAGGGCGAACUGGUUAUCCACUUGUUGACGCAGGAAUGAGAGAGCUUUGGGCAACUGGGUGGACUCACAAUAGAAUGAGAGUAAUAGUUUCAAGUUUUUGUGUGAAGGUUUUGCUGCUUCCUUGGCGAUGGGGAAUGAAAUACUUUUGGGAUACACUUCUAGAUGCAGAUUUGGAAUGUGAUAUACUAGGUUGGCAAUAUAUUUCUGGAAGCUUGCCAGAUGGUCAUGAUCUUCACCGUCUAGAUGACCCAGAGCUUCAAGGUUCUAAAUAUGACCCAGAGGGGGAAUACAUCCGACAGUGGCUACCAGAACUUGCAAGAAUGCCAACCGAGUGGAUUCAUCAUCCCUGGGAUGCACCGAUUUCAGUUCUUAAAGCUGCAGGAGUAGAGCUUGGAUUCAAUUAUCCAAAACCAAUCAUAGAUCUUGAGAUGGCUAGAGAACAUCUGAACGAUGCUAUAUGUUUGAUGCAAGGAAACGCUGGAGCUGAAGAAACAAAUGGGACUAGUGAAGUUGUAGUCGACAACUCUGAAAAUGAGGGGAAAAUGGACACUACACGGCUCGAUAACUCUGAAAAUAGGAAAUCAUCUAUCGCAAACAUUGGCUUGAAUCCAAAACCUAAUUGCAUUUCAGGGUCAUCCCAUGAUCAACAGGUUCCCUCGAUGCAAAAUUUGAACGAUAAUCUUUUGCCAAAUGCGAAGAGGCCUCGAGUUUUUGAAGAAGAUCAAGGUCGUGAAGCUUGUGUACAUGCUUUCAAUGAAAAUAAUGAAGCAUUUAGUGUUCAUGAAGAAGACUUGUGUUCAACAGCCGAUUCUUCAUCAGCUAAGAAACAGGCAACAAGCAGUUUUUCAUUCCGUGUCCCACAUGCUUGUUCUGUAUCAUCAAAAAGCAAGGAUUUUUUAUGUGGCGAAUCUUCUGAUGUAAAUCAAUCCUCGAAAGAACAUAUUGAUGAGGAGUAGAUUCAAACUCAGGAAGGUUUCUGAAUUAAUCUUAAAAUGUUCAAGAGAAACCAUUGGGGUCUAAAGUUUAGAGAACGACUUGCUCUCAGGAUUCGGGAGAUAGAUGAUAUACUCAACUCAAAAGCAGGUUGGUUUUCUGUAUAUUUUACACUUGUUGAGAUUCAAAUUUGCUGAUUUAAAGUAGCCGUAAGAAAAGCAAAA